UCUUUCCCUACCAAGACUCUAAUAAAGUGGUACGAUUGGCUUGAGUCAGCCUCUUCCCGGGCCGCUCACGGACGGCGCGGAGGUAAGAGAGCUUAAGCAAGAAACUAGUCGGCCCCUCGACUCAUCCAGAUAGAUAGACGGACGAAUGCAGUGUGGUCCUCAGGGGCUGAGAGAUGAUUGGGGUGUCGCCAAGGCUCUUCUUGACCGGACGAGUUUUUCUGUGUAUAUACCUCACCCGCUCGUCCGUCGACCCGGUACUUAUGCCGCAUAUGCUGCCGAAGGUAAAACGGAUGAUCAAAAUAGGUGCUUAUCAGAUCGGCUGGCCCGGCGCGCGGCGGCAAGACGCCACGGAUCAGACGAGCAGAAGAAGAAAAAGGGGACGAAGGGAGGGGGAGCAUGCUCUUCAGCCCGUGUCUGCCCUUCCUCCAGCCGAGCAACGGCCAGGGACAAAGAGUUUCUUCUUUAACCUUGAAAGCCCAGACUGUGACCCCCCGCCCGUUUCAAGCACGAGCCCAUUCUUUCGCCGCAACCCUCCAGGUUCUCAUGCGCAGCCUGCUUGUAGGUGGUGAUGGUGGUGGUGGUAGUGAUGGUGAUCCUUUUUCUCGGCCGAUACAUUCACAGUGUGCUGACCCUAUGGGUAUGACCAUGUAAAAGGUACGCAGGGGGGGGGGGGGGGGGCCAAAGGGA
Messenger RNA from Kockovaella imperatae, 687 nucleotides. RefSeq lists its product as hypothetical. The transcript has a single exon. Lineage: Eukaryota; Fungi; Basidiomycota; Tremellomycetes; Tremellales; Cuniculitremaceae. Bases 174 to 569 code for a protein of 131 amino acids. The record is from RefSeq and is a predicted model, not a curated record.